AUGAGGGGUCAGCGCAGUAAGAUAACCACUCUAUUGCCAAAGGAUGAAGUCGACCCGGCCGUUUUGAAAGUUUUCGAUGGGUUAGAACUGGCUGAUCUACCGGAAACCAGCGCUAAGCAUGUGGACAUUUUGUUGGGUAGCGACUACGUGUGGUCCGCAUUCACAGAAGAGAGGAACUCGGAUGUUAAGUUUGCAGAUACUCUUCAGGGAGCAACAUCACGAUUUUAUUCAGUAGAACGUCGACUUCAGAAAGAUAAAAGGUUAAAGGAAAAGUACACCAAGUUCAUGCGCGAAUACAUCGCUUUGGGACACAUGCGCAUCCUUGAUGAGUCAGAAAAGACGAGUGCACCUAAAGACCACAUGUUCUAUAUGCCUCACCAUCCGGUUAUUGCUGCCAAGAUUCUAUUAGAAGAUUUCUAUGUGGACGAUGUCCUGACCGGAGCAAACAUGGAAGAUCAACUUAUACGUAACAAGGAUGAACUUAUUCAACUAUUAGGUCGCGCACAGCUGGAGCUUGGGAAAUGGGUAUCCAAUACCCACGGAAUUGGCCCUUUAGGAGAAGCAGCAGCGACAAGUGUGACUGGAGAUACCUCCUCCAUCAAGGUAUUAGGAAUACAUUGGGAACCAAAGUCUGACAUCUUCACAUAUGGUAUAAGGUUGAGCGAAUGCACAGAAAGUUCAAAAAGACAAGUAUUAUCAGAUGUAUCACGCAUAUUUGACCCGCUUGGUCUACUGGCGCCGGUCAUUGUUCAAUUCAAGAUCCUAUUCCAAGAGCUCUGGCUUCUUAAUCUAGAUUGGGAUUCACCGCUUCCAACUAAGCUGGCAGACCGAUGGCGUAAGUAUCGCGAAGACAUUAUCAACAUAAGGCAGUUAAAGAUACAGCGUCAUAUUGGGUAUGUCGGCAAACGAAUAGAGUUACACGCCUUCUCAGACGCCUCAAUAAAAGCAUACGCAGCAGUCGUAUACUCUCGGAUCGUGAACCAGGAUGGCAGCAUAGAGGUUUCACUGAUUGCGGCGAAAACACGGGUCGCUCCACUUAAGCAGCAAUCGCUCCCUCGUUUGGAAUUAUGUGGCGCACUUCUGCUAAGUCGGCUGAUCGCAUCAAUUAAAUUAGCUUGGAAGGAUCUAGAAAUCACCGUAUAUGCUUGGUGUGAUUCGACAAUUGUGUUGGCAUGGCUAAAUCACUUGCCAGCUAGUUUGAAGACGUUCAUUGGCAAUCGUACUGCCGAAAUAUUGGAAGUAAUACCAAGGGACUCGUGGCGCCAUGUUAAUACCAAGCAGAACCCUGCAGACUGCGCUUCUAGAGGAAUGCUGGCUGAGGACUUACUCCCGUUUACUCUCUGGUGGAAGGGUCCCGACGGGCUGGCUGAGACACAUCUUAACUUAGGUAACGAAGAUGAUAAACAAAUCUCUAACUUAAUUUCAGAUGACGAGUACCGAAAAGAGUUGAAGGCUACAGUAAACCAUGAACGAGUCAUCUCCCCUCAAAGAACUUAUUGGUCGUGUUUCUUCCUGGCCUAG
Molecule: messenger RNA, 1521 nt
Organism: Drosophila willistoni
Lineage: Eukaryota; Metazoa; Arthropoda; Insecta; Diptera; Drosophilidae
Exons: 4
Coding region: 1-1521 (506 amino acids)
Source: RefSeq, a predicted model, not a curated record